AUGAAAGUCCAGAACUAUGACACCCUCGAAGAAUGUUUUGCCAUGGCGCGAAUAUGUGAAGAGCGCCUAGAGGAGAAGCGAGCCCUAAAAAGGACUCGCAAAUUUGACAAGCAGAAGAAGAAACCGGCGUUCUCUUCUAGCUCACGGCCCAGGGGUAAUGAAUCAACUCCCUACGCACCUCGACGGGAGUUCAGGGCCGAUACCAGAUCUGGUAGGAACCCCCCUACCCGCUAUCUCACACCGAAGCAAAUUGAAGAAUAUAGACGAAAAGGCUUAUGCUAUCGUUGUGAGGCCAAAUGGGAUAAGAACCAUCAAUGCAAAUCCUUCUUCCAUGUAAUGGUGGUCAGCGAUCCCGAAUACAGCAGCAGCUCGGAUAGUGACUCAUCCUCGAGUUCACCUUCCAGCUCUAGCUCCUCUUCUGAGCAAGAGGAGAGGACAAGGAGAAAGGCCAAGAGGCCGGAAAAGGCAGAAACGAAGACAGAAGAGACUCCAAAAGCCGAAGGCAAACCCGAAGAGGGUGAGUCUCUUCACACCAUGCAAGACCCCCACAAGCCCAACGCCAUGCGAGUAUUUGGGCGUAUCAACGGGCAAAAAGUUUUGAUUUUGCUUGAUUGUGGAGCAACGAAUAACUUCCUAACCGAGGAAGCGGCUCAAAGGUGCAAUGUUGCCUUGCAACCAAGUAAACCUCAAACGAUUGUCGUGGGAGGGGGCCACCGGCUGAAGUGCAUGCACGAGGUUAAGGACAUGGAGGUUACCAUCAAGAAACGUACCUUCAAAGUUGACUCGUUGGUCAUACCCUUGGAUGGAGUCGACUUAGUCCUAGGCAUGUCUUGGUUCUUAUCGUGGAAAGAUAUCCACUGGGACGUCAAGAAUUUCUCGAUGACGUUCAUUCCAGAGCUUGAUGGGGAGCCCAUCACGUUGCAAGGACUAGCCAGCACGACAAGUCCUAAGGCCGCCCUGCGUUGCCUCGACCAGGAGCAGCCCGCUUGCUGGGUCCUUACGCUAGCUACAGAUGUUCCAGGAUCGGACGAGACCAUUGACGAACCGAUCCCACCCUCGAUUCAGAAUGUGUUGAAUAAGUUUCCCGAGAUAUUUGCGGAACCUAAAGGCCUACCUCCUCAAAGGGCCUAUGACCACCGCAUCGUACUCACGCAAGGAGCGGAGCCUGUAAACGUCAGGCCUUAUCGGUAUGGGUAUAGUCAGAAGGCGGAAAUUGAACGCCUCGUAAAAGAGAUGCUCCAUGAUGGUAUCAUCCGUCCGAGCUGUAGUCCGUUCUCUUCCCCAGUCCUUUUGGUGAAGAAGAAAGACAACACAUGGAGAUUUUGCAUAGACUACAGAGCAUUGAACGAGGUAACCGUCAAGGAUCGGCACCCCAUACCGGUCAUAGAUGAGUUGUUAGAUGAGCUCACCGGCGCCACAAUCUUUUCAAAGAUAGACCUUCGUGCCGGCUAUCAUCAAAUAAGAAUGCAAGACAAAGAUAUAUCAAAGACUGCUUUCCGUACUCACGAUGGGCAUUACGAAUUCUUAGUAAUGCCGUUUGGGUUAACAAACGCACCAGCCACCUUUCAGAGGUGCAUGAACGACGUAUUUCGGGAGCACCUACGCAGUUUUAUUUUGGUCUUCUUUGACGACAUUCUCAUCUACAGUCAAGUGAGGAAAAGCAUCGGGAACACCUGA
Messenger RNA from Nymphaea colorata (pocket water lily), 1677 nucleotides. RefSeq lists its product as uncharacterized. Bases 1 to 1677 code for a protein of 558 amino acids. Lineage: Eukaryota; Viridiplantae; Streptophyta; Magnoliopsida; Nymphaeales; Nymphaeaceae. The transcript has a single exon. The record is from RefSeq and is a predicted model, not a curated record.